Adineta steineri is the source of this 294-nucleotide messenger RNA. Lineage: Eukaryota; Metazoa; Rotifera; Eurotatoria; Adinetida; Adinetidae. The record is from the annotation of a GenBank genome assembly.
AUGCAUCAUUUUCAACCACAUCAAAUCAUUCGUUUCCAAAAACGACACAAGAAGUUACAAAAAUUCUUCAAACGAAUGGGUUUUACUGGCAAUAUUCCAUUUUCUUUGGAUUUUGGAUCUCUUUCAGCUAGAGAAAGGGUGACAUUUAUCAAUGAAAUAGAAACUGCUUAUGGUUUUGUCGAAACUCUUCCUCCAAGAGCUGUAUUUAAAUUUUGUGAUCUUAUAGAUGCCGAUGCAGAUACAACGGUUUAUAUGGUAUUAAUGGCAUCCAUGAAUUCCAAUUGCAGAGAUUAA